AUGUCCGAGAGGGACAAGAUGCUCCGUGGGGAGAUGUACCGUGCCUUUACUCCGGAUCUAAUCGCUGCUCGGGCUCGCUGCACCCGUGCAUGCCACCGGUUUAACAAUGCGUGCAACGUUCCUCGACGACGGCUCGUUGAGCUUUGGAAAGAUAUUGUGGAAGAUAAGAGCCCCAUCCCGCCCUCCAAGGAGGAUCCAACAGAAGACGAUGCGCUCUUUGCGCGUUACCCUUGGAUCGAGGCACCCAUUCGAAUGGACUAUGGGUUUAACGUGAGGGUGGGCGAAGGUGCCUUUAUUAAUAUGAACUGCGUUAUUCUUGAUACAUGCCUGGUUACGAUUGGGGCGCGGACCUUAUUUGGACCCAAUGUACAUGUGUAUAGUGGAACGCAUCCUCUAGACCCGGAGCUGCGCAAUGGAACCCAGGGCCCUGAAUUUGGGAAAGAGGUUCAUAUCGGCGAUGAUUGUUGGAUCGCGGGCAAUGUGACUAUCCUCCCCGGAGUGACGAUUGGUAAAGGCGCUGUAGUCGGAGCUGGAAGCGUGGUCACGAAGAAUGUUCCCGCUUUUCAUGUGGCCGCAGGAAACCCUGCGAGGAUUAUUCGCAAAAUCGAAACGGCUAUGGCAGAAUAG
This is a messenger RNA of Aspergillus tanneri, 627 nucleotides long. RefSeq names its product sugar O-acetyltransferase. The transcript is spliced from 3 exons. The coding region runs from base 1 to 627 and encodes 208 amino acids. Gene Ontology annotation, molecular function: acetyltransferase activity. The record is from RefSeq and is a predicted model, not a curated record. Lineage: Eukaryota; Fungi; Ascomycota; Eurotiomycetes; Eurotiales; Aspergillaceae.